AGCUCCCAAAUACUACUAUGAAGCUAACGUAGCUGACUCAAGUGUGCUUGAGAGAGACAGAGAGAAAGAGAGUCACCGGAGUCUGACGUCAGCGCCGGCGAGAUAUCAGCAGGCAUGAUGAACGAGCAGAGCUUGGAGAAGCAUAUGGGGAAACAAAUGGGUUGUAUGACCGGCUUCCUUCAAAUCUUCGAUCGCCACCAGAUUCUCUCCGCCAACCGCCUCCCUCCCUCAUCGGCGUUUGAUUCUGCAUCGGAAUCGGAGAUAUCAGCCCCUGCUUCGCCGGCGAUCUCGAUGGAAUUUAGAAAUCCGCCGCUCGCCUCACCUAGCCCCGAUUUCCAGAUGAAAGAAGGCGCCGCCGCCAAGUGUUCGUGGAAAUUCGGCAGAGAACCCCCGCGCCUGUCGCUCGACAGCAGAGCCACCACCGAUGCCAAAGGCGGCCUCCACCCCAAGGAAAUCCGCGCCGGCGCCGGCGAUGAGAGCGGCGAAACACUGCAUCAACGUUCUCCCAGCGUCAUCGCCAGGCUCAUGGGGCUGGAGCCGUUGCCGGAGCUCCGAAGAUCCGCCUCCGCCUCGAGAGUCUCCAGAGAUCUCUUCCACUCGCGAUUCGACUCAGAGAGAAGCGAUUUCUCCUCCAGUCAGGCCUCUGAAACCGCCGCCGCUGAAGAAUCACUCCUGUUUUCAGAUCCGAUAAAUUAUCUGCUGAAGAAUGCUGCUAAUAUUGAUACGCCGAAAGCAUUCAACAGAGGCGGCGGAUUUCAACGCAAAAGCUUCGUCGACUCCGGCGACUUCUUCCCCGAGCCAAAGCAGGCGGUUUCUAUCAACGGCGAGACCGAAAACAGAUUGAAACUGCGAGGAAUUGAGGAGCCGUCCAAGGAUUUGGAAACACUGAAGCAAAUCCUCGAAGCUCUCCAGCUCAAAGGACUUCUACAUUCCAGAAAACACUCCGAGCUACACCAAAUCCCCCAACGCACCUUCGUCUUCGACGAUUCCCCGAUCGUCGUGAUGAAACCGUCGAGAUCGCCGAUUCACAAUCGCAGCGGCGGACGGAAGGCGUACGGUCUCUCCGCAGAAAAUUCACCGUCGAUGAGCCCCCGCCGUGACCGGAAUCCGCCGCAGACCGGUCGAAAUCCGACCACGAACCGAACCGAAGGCAUUGCAUUCGGAAGGCGGUCCAACUCAGCGCCAAACCGGCGGCUACCUCCGGUUCACUCUCCGAAGCUCAAUCCGAGAAACAGUAGAUCAGCGGCGGAGAUCCAUCGGAAAGAGAAGAAGGCAGGCGGCGGAGAGGAUGAAUCGUCGUCGAUUUCCAGUAACAGUACCGUCACCACAUCCACCGAUACAGAGAGGUGUAAAAGCGAGGGGAGCAGCUUGUUAGAGAGGUGUGAUAAGCUGCUUCACAGCAUAGCGGAAAUGAAUGCAACUGAAAUGCAGUCGAGCCCCGUGUCAGUUCUUGAUUCGUCCUUGUACAAGGACGAGUCCUCCCCUUCACCCAUCACGGCACGACGUAGUAUUGAUUUCAAAGAUGAGUGUAUUGAACUGGUUGAGGACUGGAGCUCCGAGAUCGUCCCAUUGCAAGACGACGAUUUCGUGUACGUGUCCGACAUCGUAAGGGCAUCCCAUUACCUCCCACACGAGUCGGACGUCUUCUCUUUGUUAGAGAAGCAACGGCGUCUUAAGGGAAAGGAUACGUGCAAAGUGUCGAGGCUGCAAAGGAAGUUGGUCUUCGACACGGUGCAUGAGAUCCUUGACAGGAAUAGGCGGUUGCCUCCGUGGAAGGUGGCCACGUGGGGCCAGCACUGGCCUCCUCUGGACAAGGUGUGGUCAGAGUUCCAAAGAGUGAGGGAGAGGGACGCGGCUCAAGACAUGUUCGACACCAUUUGUGGCGUCCUCAAGAAAGACCUAGCCAGAGAUGGGAUCUCCGGCUGGGAGGAUUGCCCGUUGGAGAUGUCCGAGAUGAUCUUGGACAUUGAACGGCUCGUGUUCAAGGAUCUCAUCGGCGAGGCGAUUCGAGAUCUAGCGGCAUUGGAGUCGAGAAACAAGGCAAUGUUGCCAAGCUUGCCUAGGAGGAAGUUGAUUUUCUGAACUCCUAAUUAGGGCCUUUUGUCAUGAUAUUGUGACAAAUACUACAAUGGUAUAUUAUGCCCUUUUCAUUUCGUGGUUGAGUAUUUUCUUCAUUUUGUCACUUUUGCUACAUGCAAACUGUAAAAAUGAAAACAAGAAAAAAUAAAGUAGAAAGGUAAAAGAAAUCAUGUGCUGUCA
Molecule: messenger RNA, 2259 nt
Organism: Salvia hispanica
Lineage: Eukaryota; Viridiplantae; Streptophyta; Magnoliopsida; Lamiales; Lamiaceae
Gene: TRM5
Product: zinc finger CCCH domain protein
Biological process (GO): regulation of monopolar cell growth
Source: RefSeq, a predicted model, not a curated record